Messenger RNA from Culex pipiens pallens (northern house mosquito), 1096 nucleotides. It is a transcript of the gene Gip, whose product is annotated as putative hydroxypyruvate isomerase. Bases 175 to 981 code for a protein of 268 amino acids. Gene Ontology annotation, molecular function: hydroxypyruvate isomerase activity. NCBI's taxonomy places the organism in Eukaryota, Metazoa, Arthropoda, Insecta, Diptera, Culicidae. The transcript has 4 exons. The record is from RefSeq and is a predicted model, not a curated record. Gene Ontology annotation, biological process: glyoxylate metabolic process.
CGCUACGAAUGCCAGUGCCAUUGUCAAAGUCAUCGGCUUAGGUUGUACCGACUUAUAGUCGCGUUAAUUGAAAGGCCCCCAAUCCGUCAAAACGCGCCUUAUCAACGUCGUUGUCACGGCUCAACAGCUCCGCUGACAGGUCCUGAUUAAUUUCGGCUUAUCAAAAACCGCAAAAUGUCGUCGUCCUCGCUACGGUUCUGUGCCAAUUUGAACUUUAUGUUCACCGAGUGUGGCGACCUGCUGGGUCGGUACGCGCUGGCCAAGGCCGCCGGAUUCACCGGUGUCGAGGGGCCCUUCCCGCCGGACCAGGUCAGCGUGGAGCAGCUGGUGAAAGUGCGCCAGGAAACCGGUCUCGAGCAGGUGUUGAUGAACAUUGCGCUGGGUGACGCCCCCGAGGGACAGUUUGGAUGUGCGGCCAUUCCCGGGCAAGAGGCCAACUUUAGGGCGAAUCUGGAGCGGACAGUCAAGUACGCCAAGGCGGUCAAUUGCAAAAAAAUCCACAUCAUGGCCGGCAAGCUGGCGUGCGCUCCCUCGGCGGAGCACGAUUCAACCUACGUCCAGAACCUCAAGACUGCCGCAUCGCUUUUGGAGCAAAACAACAUUCUGGGCGUAAUCGAGCCCAUCAACAAGUACGCCCUUCCCGGAUACUACCUUGCAUGCUAUGAGAAAGCGAUUGAUGUCCUCCAGCAGGUCAACAGUCCCAACCUGAAGCUCAUGUUCGACAUCUACCACGCGCAGCACAUCCGGGGUGACAUCAGCAAUGGGAUCCGCGAGUACGGGUCUUUCAUCGGGCAUGUGCAGCUGGCGCAGGUCCCCGGCCGGCACGAACCGGACUCCGAGGGUGAACUGAACUACGCGUACGUGCUGGGCCAGCUCGAGGCGAACGGUUACGGCGACUGGGUUGGCUGCGAGUACAAACCCAGGGGAAAAACCGAGGAAGGUCUCGGCUGGUUACGUACCUUUGGCUACUGGAAUCGAUGAGAGCCCGCGGGGAGGGCAAGGUCAGCGGAAGUUGCGAGAACAAAUAGAAAGUUGUUGUCUUUAUUGAUUUAUGGAUGCGAAUAAAAGUUUUUUAGGAAAGUUGAUUGAAAAUGUA